AUGAGCCUCGCCCACGACCAGAGGAGGUCAGCUCAGACUCGGGGGGAGGAGACGGGGGCGGCGCUGUCGGACUCUAACCGGGAGGGGUUACUGUGGCAACAGAGGGAGGAGGAGGAGCGGGACGAAGAGGAGAUGCAGGCGGUGGCCUCGUCUCCCGAUGGACGAUUCCUCAAGUUCAACAUCGAGAUCGGACAAGGAUCCUUCAAGACGGUUUACAAAGGUCUGGACACGGAGACCACGGUGGAGGUGGCCUGGUGUGAACUACAGACCCACCGUCUGAACAAGGCGGAGCGGCAGCGCUUCUGCGAGGAGGUGGAGAUGCUGAAAGCUCUGCAGCAUCCCAACAUCGUCCGAUUCUUCGACUCCUGGAAGUCGACACUGAAGGGCCACAAAUGCACCAUCCUGGUGACGGAGCUCAUGACAUCCGGGACCCUCAAAACGUACCUGCGCAGGUUCCGUCAGAUGAAGCUGAAGCUGCUGCAGCGCUGGAGUUUCCAGAUCCUGAAGGGGCUACAGUUCCUGCACUCGCGCUGCCCCCCCAUCCUGCACCGAGACCUCAAGUGUGACAACAUCUUCAUCACCGGGCCCACUGCCUCCGUCAAGAUUGGAGACCUGGGCCUCGCCACGCUCAAGAAGGCCUCAUUCGCCAAGAGCGUCAUUGGGACCCCGGAGUUUAUGGCUCCAGAGAUGUACGAGGAGAAGUACGAUGAGGCCGUGGAUGUCUAUGCCUUUGGUAUGUGCAUCCUGGAGAUGGCGACGUCCGAGUAUCCGUACUCAGAGUGUCAGAACGCCGCACAGAUCUACCGCAAAGUCACCAAUGGAAUCAAACCAGAGAGUUUUUUCAAAGUAAAAGUCCCUGAGCUGAAGGAGAUCAUCGAGGGCUGCAUCCGGACCAACAGCAGCGAGAGGUUCACGGUUCAGGACCUGCUGGACCACCGGUUCUUCCAGGAGCAGCUGGGCGUCCACGUGGAGCUGGCCGAGGAAGACGAUGGCUCGAAGGCGGCGCUGAAGCUCUGGCUCCGGAUGGACAGCAACAAGAAGCUCCACGGCAAAUACAAAGAUAACAACGCCAUCGAGUUCCUGUUCGAGCUGUACAAAGACGUCCCCGAGGAGGUGGCCCAGGAGAUGGUGGUGUUGGGUUUCUUGUGUGAGGCGGACUAUAAGCUCGUUGCCAAGGCGAUCAGACACCGGGUGACGGCCAUAAAGCGUCAGCGGGAGAAACAGCGCCGCCUGCUGGAGGGGGCUCAGAGGGACGCUGUCAUCGAGGAGGAGCCUGACCCCGCCCCUCCACCACCUGAACCGUCCAAUCAGAGACCUGCACCUGCCACAAGCACCUUUGCAGAAGGGAAGGUCGCCAGUCAGCAGGAAGCAGCUGCCGUUUCAGCCCCCGCCCCUCCCUGGAUACAAGCCCCGCCCACAGUAACAGCGACAUCAUCAGUGCUGUCGUCGAGCAGCAGCCCAGUGGAUUCUGGGAUCAGCAGCAUCUUCAGCAGGAUGGAGGGAGACAGAGAUGAGGACGACAAAACCGCCAAACACACCUCCUACUCCUCUGCUACCUCGGACUGUGAGAUGGACGUCUCCUUCAGCUCCUCAGGUGUCCCAGAGAAGGUUGAAGCCACACCCCCUCCCAUCACAAACCCCACCACCAUCCCAAUCCUGUCAGUCUCUGCCCCUGCUCCAGUGGCUCAGGAAACCCCUCGCCUUGAGGCUCCUCGUCCUGUGACCCGGGCUCCUUCCAAGGCUCCACCCCUUCCUGUGCUGCGUUUCCCCAAGAGCAUCGCUGUGUCCCAUAAUGCCAAGCGACCGCCGUCUGGAUCAGUCUGCGGCUUCUCCUCACCUGUUGACAGCUACGCCUCUGAUGUGACGUCAGGUCUGAGUGACGGCACCGACGGCCAAUCAGAUCGGGGAAACCAGGAAGCAACUAAAAAGGCAGCUACGAAGCAGUUCAGGAGGAGAGCGAGAGCUCGUCUGAGAAUCACUGGGGUGUCAGAUAUGGUGGACCGGGUGGUGGAGUGUCAGCUGCAGACUCAUGACAGUAAGAUGGUGACGUUUAAAUUCGACCUGGACGGAGACAAUCCAGAAGACAUCGCCUCUGUGAUGCUGCACAGAGACUUCAUCCUGCCGCCAGAGCGGGAAGGAUUCAUCCUCCGCAUGUAUGACAUCAUCAACAGGGCGGAGUCAAUGAUGCCUCAGCCGCCAGCGGGCACGGACAGGUCGUCUCACCUGACCUCGUCCACCCUGCCUGAGUCCACGCCUCACCUGUCCACCCCGGGCCUGUCCAGGACUCUGUCCUCAUCUUCACUACCUGACAUCGAUGCUGACCCCUCCCCCUUAAAGGGCGUAGACUUUCACAUCGACCCUGAGGCCACGCCCCCCGUCAGACCGCUGAGGUCACAGUCAUUUCACACCUCCUCAGCUUCCUCCCAUCAGCUCCACAACUACCCCCACCAAUACCCCCUCCCAGACUCCACCCUCUCCACCCCCCACCUCCCCCCUCCUCAGUACCACCUCCCAUCUCCUCCCUACUCCCCCUACUCCGCCCCAUUCCCCCCACAGAGCCCUGCCCCCGGCCUCCCACGGGUCCACAGUAACCCCUCCCUCCUCACCCCUCCAUCCACCUCCUCCUCAGCCCCUCCCCCUCCUCCUCACUGGCCCCCCCCUGACCAGCCUUUCUUCACCCUGACCAACAUGCUCUCUCUGGCCAUGAGCGUGGCCCAGUCCUUCAUGCCCCCACCCGGGACCCCAAACCAGGGCUUCCUCCCCCACACCCAGCCCCUGUCUCCCCCAUUCCCCUCCCUCCAGUCUCCUCUCUCUCCCCCCAUGUCUCCAUCACUGGGUCCUAAGCACCACCGCCCCCCGACACUCUCCUCCUUCUCCCCUCCCUUCACCCCACAGUCUCCCUAUGGCCCCCCCUUCCCUCAGACCGGCUCUGCCCAGGACGGCCAGCAGGGGGCACCGCCCAGCCGGACUCCAGACUCACCUCAGUCAUUGCAGCGCCACAGUCCCGUUCAGCUGAAGGUCGGCUCAGCUCCACCUCCUUAUGGUUCAGGUUCCAUCUCUGCUCCAGGUCCAACCACAGCUCCAGGUCCAACCACAGCUCCAGGUUCAACCACAGCUCCAGGUCCAACCACAGCUCCCAGUCCAACCACAGCUCCAGGUCCAACCACAGCUCCCAGUCUGACCACUGCUGCCAGUCUGACCACAGUUCCCAGUCCAACCACAGCUCCCAGUCUGACCACAGUUCCCAGUCCAACCACAGCUCCCAGUCUGACCACAGCUCCCAGUCCAACCACUGCUGCCAGUCUAACCACAGCUACCAGUCCAACCACAGCUCCAGGUCCAACCACAGCUCCCAGUCCAACCACAGCUGCCAGUCUGACCACAGCUCCAGGUCCAACCACAGCUCCCAGUCCAACUACAGCUCCAGGUCCAACCACUGCUGCCAGACUGUCUCCUGUUAAUGAGGUGAAGAAACCUUCAGUCCUCACCGUCGGCCGUUUCCAGGUGACGCCCUCUAAAGACUUCCCCGCUGUCCGUCAUCAGGAGCCCCGCCCACUCAGCCGGGCCACGCCCACCGCCCACUCCCCGCCUCCCUCCAGGUCAAACCAAUCAGAGAGCUCGGAGAGCAGCACGGAGGAGCAGAGCGAAUCAGGACAGAGCAGCAUUGUCACGGUGACGGUGUCCCCCCCGCCUGGUGGUUACCGUGACAACCACGAGGAGGAGGACAGGAGGAGGAGGGGGGGGCAGAGGCUCGGCGUCAGUCUGUGGGAGGGGUCAGCCAGCAGCCCUGGGGUGAGUGGCAGCAGCUUCAGCCAAUCGUGGAGCCGCUCUGUACCCUACGUCAGCUCCGACGAAUCAGAGAGCGAGAAGGAGGAGAUGUGGGAGGAGCUACAGGAGCUCCGUGAGAGACACCUGGCUGAGGUGCACAACCUGCAGGCCAAUCAGAAGAGAGAGAUCGAGGAGUUGUACCUGAGGAUGGGUAAAGUCCCACCCCCCGGCAUCGUCUCUCCAGCCGCCAUGUUGAACCAUCGCCAACGCCGCCUCUCCAAGACAGGAAACUACCCUCCUGUUCGUAAGAACAGCCUGCAGAGACUAGACGUGCUGCCUCCUACAGGCAUCAUGAGGAAGAGCUCGGUGAGCAGCAGCAGCAGUGGAUCUCAGGACAGAACAGCUAAAGGAGUGACCUUUGCCCCCGAACACACCUGCAAGGUAGAGAAACACCUUUCUCCUGCAGUGAGUGAGAGGAGCUGAAGACAUGAUAAAGAUGAACAGGAAGAGGAAACAUGAAAAUCUCCAUCUGAUCAAACUCAUUUUUAGAUUUAUUUUAAUUUCUCUGUUUUCUUCAGCACUUUACAGUAGAAACACUGAGACUCAAUGAUUCUGUUUUAUUAAACUGACGAGAGUUAAAACACAGCUCAGGACUCUGACUCUGAUCAGUGAGUUUCUGCUGGAACAGAUGAUUUCACUGAUUUUAGAUCUGAUCUGAUUUUUCUGUUUGUAUGAAUCAAUUAUCUGAUGUAAAUAUUUCACAAACCUGCUGCUCAAUCUGUUUCUGUUUCCACUGAAGCAAUUUAAAGAUGAUUUAAAGAAUAAUUAUUGUGAUAUUUAAAGAGAGACUGACCUGAUGUUUGAAGCCUGCAGGCGUUCUGAUCAGGUGACGUCCAGCUGAGACAAACAUGAUUAUUAUUUCAGUUUGUAAAGUUUGCUGUUCACAGAUAUUAAACCUGAUAUAUUUUGGUUGUUUGCUGUC
Lates calcarifer (barramundi perch) is the source of this 4750-nucleotide messenger RNA. RefSeq names its product serine/threonine-protein kinase WNK4-like. Gene Ontology annotation, biological process: negative regulation of sodium ion transport; positive regulation of potassium ion import across plasma membrane; renal sodium ion absorption. Gene Ontology annotation, molecular function: potassium channel inhibitor activity; ATP binding; chloride channel inhibitor activity. The record is from RefSeq and is a predicted model, not a curated record. NCBI's taxonomy places the organism in Eukaryota, Metazoa, Chordata, Actinopteri, Centropomidae. Gene Ontology annotation, cellular component: cytosol; cytoplasm.